AGGAGGAGGAGGAGGAGGAGGAGAAGGAGAUACCCUUUGGUUUUCCUUUUGCGGGAUUUAUUUUGCCAGCUCCAAACCUUCUUGUGCAUUAUCUGUUGAAUAGUGACCGAGGGCCAGCAACUUCUCCGGACGGUCCCUCCCAACUCGCAAGGGAGGGGGAGUUAGCUGACCUUGGGUGAGACAAGUAGGUUCCUGGAGAAGAAAGAUGUGGCGUCACCUGCUCGACUCACCAUGGCGGGACAUGUUCACUGAGCAGAUAUUUGCCUUCACUUGAAAAGCUCUUCCUCUGGCGGAGUGGACAGCUUGGUGAUAACGUGUUUUAAUAGAUCGCUUUACACCUCUUUCGUAGGAUUGGAUGGAACAGCCUUUGGGGAUCUUUGCUUUGGACCGAGCUUGAUUCAGUGACUUGAUGCCGUUUUUUGAGUUUCCUGUAAAAGGUGUCAUCUGUGGGAUAUUACAUGAUUACCUUGGAUCUGGUACAUCAAUAACAUUGGCUCGGAUAUUUCUCGGAGUUGAGCUCAAGCGGUUCCAGUUUCGGCUCUUAAGAGUUUAGAUUCUCUCCAAGAGGUGUGUUUAUCUGGAUAUUCGCCAUGAAGAGCAUUAAUGGCCCUCGAUUUAGUGGCCUCCGCAAGAAGAGGAAGUCCAGGUCAGUGAGGGACCGGGACAGGAGAUCUAAUGGGAUAAGGAGCAACCAUGUCAAGGGCUCCGUCUUUCGCUUCUCCUCUGACUCAGAGCGGGAGGGCGACAGGGAGCCCCCCUCUUCCCGCCAUCGCCCCCCGCGAAGAAAGCGAAAGGAGUCGUCUUCCGCCGAAGAGGACAUCAUCGACGGCUUCUCCAUCACAGGUUUCGUGACCCUGGAGGCUCUUGAGAACCUCACACUGACGCCCCAAGAGUGCAGGGACAACCAGGCGGGGCCCCCACAGAAGAAAAGUGGCCAGGUUCCCAGCGGCUUGAGCCUGGAUUCCUGCAAGAACACUCACCACCCGCAACAGCCUUCAGACCAGGAGAUUAACCCCCGCCUGGCACACACACGGGGCAAGAGGAAGAAGAAACAUCUGAACAAGAAACACACAAUGCUGAAGCCGGGGAAGAACAACUGUAAAGGCAGCGACAGCGAGAGUGUGAGCGGAGAGUCCAAGCCUUCCGUCAGGAGCAGCUCCAGAGACAGACUGACAGAUUGUGACACUGAGAGCGACCAAGACGACAAGAUCUCCGAUGCCAGUUCCGAGAAAUUUUUCAACACAGCUGCAGUUAAAGUUCCAGAUUUUGGCAUCCAUGUGCUCUCCACCAAUGGCAGCCAGGAGCCUCACGGGCCAGGCCUCCUCCAGGUGUCGGGCCUAGAGCGCAGUCAGGAGAGGAGCCAGGAGACCUGCAGGGACCCCCAAUCCCCCGCAUCCAGCCCCCACAGGCCGCCUCUGCCCCCCCAAGCUCACCACCAUCCGUCCGUCCCCCGGCCCCCGUUGCCAAAACGGACCCAGAGAAACGGUCCUACCCAGGUUCUGGCCUCCGCAAACCUGCCCCCCCGCUCAGAGGCUCUCCCUAGGCCUCGGACGCCCGCAGCCCUGCCGCUCGCCCAGGGCCAAGAGCCCUCCGCCCCCCCUCCCCGGCCACAGCACCAGCCCGAACCGCAGUCGCACCUCAGGCCUCCGCCGACGCCCAGCCUCCACCCAAACCCGCCGUCGCCUGCCCCCCCCACACAUCACCCUCACCAGCAGCACCCCAGCCAGGCCGGGCCCCACGGGCCCCCAUCACGCUGCCACCCCCGGCCCCUUUCCGCCUACAACGGCCUCAGUCUCAACGGUCACAGCAGCAGGAGCAGCACCCCGGGCUCGAAGCCCCACGGGCCCCCUGCUCCCUCUUUGCACCCUCCCCACCACCCACCUCCUCCAGCGGCAGCAGCCCCCGCCUUCCCGCUGCCCUUGGCGGCUAACCAGAGCACCCCCCACAGCUUCCCCCCUGCCUUGCAGUCCUCGCCGCACCCACAUCACCCCAAUAUGUUCGCUCCUCCAGCGGCCUUGCCUCCACCACCACCACUUACGUCUAACGCCCUGCCAGUACCCGGACAUCCUGCUGCUGGGAGCGCCUACUCAGAGCAAGACCUUUUGCGCCAGGAGCUCAACACUCGUUUCCUGGCCUCCCAAAACGCCGACCGUGGCGCCUCGCUGGGCCCCCCGCCCUACCUGCGCACAGAGUUCCACCAGCACCAGCAUCAGCAUCAGCACCAGCACCAGCAUCAGCACCAACACACCCACCAGCACACCCAUCAGCACACCUUUACGCCCUUCCCCCACGCCAUCAUGCCCACCCCGGCACCGCCCAUGGUGCGUACCCCUGCCAGAAAUUUUGAAAAAUACCCAACUAAAGUGGACCCCUUCUACAGACACAGCCUGUUUCACUCCUACCCACCGGCCAUGUCUGGCCUCCCGCCCGUCAUCCCCCCGACCGGGCCCUUCGGCUCGCUGCAGGGCGCCUUCCAGCCCAAGACCUCUAACCCACUUGAUGGAACAACAAGGCAAGGAGGCAUCCCACACACAUUCUUACAGAAGGACCCCAGGCUAACGGAUCCAUUUCGGCCCGUUCUCAGGAAACCAGGGAAGUGGUGCGCCAUGCACGUCCACAUCGCCUGGCAGAUUUACCACCACCAACAGAAAGUGAAGCAGCAGAUGCAGGUCGACCCUCACAAGUUAGACUUUGGCCUGAAGCCGGACUUUCUGAGUCGACCUCCGGGCCCGAGCCUCUUCGGUGCGAUCCAUCACCCCAACGACUUGGCGCGGCCCGCCACGCUCUUCUCCGCCGCAGGUCCCACACACCCAUCAGCAGGUCCUUUCGGUCAUCCACCCCACCAUCCCGGAAACUUCCUCGCCCAAGCAUCUCACUUAGAACCUUUUGGUAGACCUGCAUCGUUUGGCGGACUGGGAACCCUCAGUUCAUCGGCCUUCGGGGGCCUGGGCAAUCCAGCACUAACGGCCAACGCAAUGUUCGGCCACAAAGACGGCCCCAACGCACAGCAGCACUUCGGCAGCAACAGCGGCCACCAGGAGCCGUGGAACCGCCUGCACCGCACGCCGCCCUCCUUCCCCACACCGCCACCCUGGCUGAAGCCCGGAGACUCUGAGCGGAGCGCCUCCGCCAGCUCGCACGAGCGGGACCGAGACUCCGACAAACGGGACUCGUUGGUCAGUAAAGACGACAAAGACAGGGACUCUGUAGAAAAGCGCCAUUCGAGCCAUCCGUCCCCAGUCCCUGUCAACCCCAUCAGCCUCCUGGGACACACCCGGCCUCCUGAGCACCACAGGAACCACCUGCUCCCGGCUUCUGGAGAGCCUCAGAGGGACAAGGAGAAGGCCAAAGACAGGGAGAGGGAGCACUCAGACUCCUGGAAAGACAACGGCACGGAUGACCACAAGCUCAAAGACAACCAGCACAGCGAUAAGGACGCACCCGUCAUCCACGACGGCCGAGUGUCAGAGGACAAAUUGUCCAACAGGGGGACGCCCUCGCCCUACAUCCGUCAGACCAGCCUCGAACGUCCCAACGGCGGGCUGAGCAGGGACAUCCCGGAGAAAAAGGGAGAGCUUCAAUACGAGCACCAGAAGAAGAACAGCGAGGUGAAGGUGAAGGAAGAGCGGAAGGAGGAGCAGGAAGGAGCCACAGAGAGGGCUAGUGAGCACCCCACACAGGCACCCUCCACGCCGAACCUCCACCCCCCCUCCUCCAUGCCUAUGCCUAUGAGCAUGGCUGGCGUUCACCCCAUGAACAGCAUCAGCGGUCUGGAGAGAACUCGAAUGGUGGCGCCCUUCAUGGGCAUCAGCCCCAUCCCCGGGGCUGACCGGUUCCCUUACCCCGCCUUCCACUGGGACCCAAUGAGGGACCCCUACAGGGGCCUGGACAUUCACAGACGGGACCCUUUGGCCAGGGACCUGUUGCUGAGGAAUGACCCUCUGCACCGGCUGACGGCGCCGCGCCUGUACGAGGCAGAGCGCUCCUACAGGGACCGCGAGCCCCACGACUUCAAUCGCGACCACAUCCACCCUCUGGCCCUGGAGCAGAGGAGGGAGCAGGAGCGCGCCCAUAUGGAGGAGCGCGAGCGACUCAACAUGCUCAGAGAGGACUACGAGCACGGGCGCCUCCACCCGGCAAUGCACCACCCUGCCCUUGACGGACACCUGCCACACCCGCCCCCGGGCCUCAUGGCCCCUGGACUCCCAGGCAUGCACUACUCCAGGGUGAGCCCCUCGGCGGCGGCCGCCGCCGCCGCAGCCGCCGCAGCCGCUCACCAGAAUGGUAUGCUGAACAAAACACCACCCACCGCAUCCCUGAGUGCCCCGCCCCCUCUCAUCCCCACGCUGGGUGCCCGGCCGGGCUCCCCCAGACGGACUACUCCCCUGGCCACAGAUAUCAGAGACAGACCGGCUCACAAAGACAUCGAGGCGCGGUGAGCCUCACCAACACUGAACUCACACCGAGCACUUAGCUUUGGGCAAAGCAAGACUGUAACAUAGCUGUGAAUAACUUAUGUGGGCAGAGAAAUACCCUGAAUUGUUUUUGUAAAAAACUACAAAGAGACAAUAACCGUGGAACAAAAAAACAAAAAAAAGAUUUUAAAGGAUUUUCCUUCCGGUUUGCUGCAGCUUUUUGUGUGCAUUCUUUCUCCUGUUUGGCAAAGUGACAAAAGUGAGAAUGAGCAGUUUUGGAAUGUACAGGUACUUUAUCACUGACAGACAGCAGAGUGUGUAGAUAAUGUGUACAGCCGCUGUGCUAACUCUGUGUGGACUAAAAAUCAUGGUACAAAUAUGCAAACGGAUGUUUUGAAAGCUUUACUUUGAACACAUGUAAAUAGAGGAGUAUUACAGCAGUGAUUCAGAAUGUGCUUUUUGCUAUUUCCUUUCUGUUUCUUCAGUUGACGCAGCUGAUUAGCAUUGUACCAGAGGACCCCAUGUUCAACUAUGCAACAAAUGUCUCGGCUCCCUUUCUGAAAGCUGUAUUCUCUCCACAACUCAGAUACAAGCUUCAACCGAUCCAUGCAGAUGUUGUAGGUCGAAAUUUGGAUUAAAUAAAGAGAUGUAAUGUCUUGAGGUAUUCUCUCUCAAAUAUGAUUAAUUGUACUGACAAUCCAAAAAACACACUUGAAGGAGGUAUUGUAUAUGAAAGAUUUUCAAUGCCCAAGACAGCAGCACAAUGUCAACUAUUCUUUUCUCCACUCUUCCUUCCCUCAGUUACGACCCGCCUUGUUCUGGGGAGAAUGCAGCACAUUUAACACCCUGACAGCACAUUUGCCCCACUGAAGGAGUGUAAAGUACAUGUUUUGGAAAUAUGUUCCGUUGGUCAACUAGUGUAUUAAAGUGCUUUCCUGAGUUGUUGUCCCUACAAAAUCAAAAGACAAAAAAGCAAGUUUAAACUAUGGACAGUUUGUUUCUUAUGAGCAGAGAUCUAUUUUAGUAGUUCACUGACGGUUUAGUUGUGCGCUUCAAACUCAGUGAUAUGUUGUGCAGUGUUUUUUAAUCCCACAUUAAAAUGUCCACCGGAGCCAUAGUGGUUAGUCGAUGCGUACUGCAAAAAGAUUGUUAAAUGAGAUUCUUUUUUUUCGUUUUGCUGUUAACCAUGUACAGGGAAAAAAGGUGAAGUCUUUCUAGAUCAUGUACAAAAAUGGGAAAAAAUGAAGCGACUGAAUCUUCAGCAUGCUCCUCAUUUAAACUUGUGUUAUGUAAAUUGUGCCAUGUUAUUAAAAAAUGUGUACUAAUCCUGUC
Molecule: messenger RNA, 5747 nt
Organism: Gasterosteus aculeatus aculeatus (three-spined stickleback)
Lineage: Eukaryota; Metazoa; Chordata; Actinopteri; Perciformes; Gasterosteidae
Gene: auts2a
Product: activator of transcription and developmental regulator AUTS2 a
Source: RefSeq, a predicted model, not a curated record